GGGGUGCUCAAUUCGGAUCUGCCCGUGGCUUCCUUGGCGCCGGAGGCGGCCGGUGGCCUCAUCGCUCUCCGUGUCCUCAUGCUGGAUGCCAUCCCGGCCAUGCUGAGCUGCGAGGACCGGCCGGUCCUCCAAGCUGUGUUUCUCAGCAACAACUGCUUUGAGCACAUCAUCCGCCUCCUCCAGAACAGCAAGGUUUUUGACGGCAGCUCCGAUGCCAUCGCGGUCCAUGCUGUCAGAGUGCUCACCGCCAUCAUGAGCAACUCGCCCUCAGCCAAGGAGGUGUUCAAGGAGCGCAUCGGCUAUGCCCACCUCUACGAGGUGUUGAGGAGCCAAGGCCAGCCCACCCAACGCCUGCUCCAGGAGCUCCUCAACAUGGGCCCCCCCCGGGCGCUGCAGUGCUUCGACCUGACGCCCGGCAUGGCGGGGAUCAUGGUGCCUGCCAUCCAGAAGUGGCCCGGUGGUGCCUUCGCCUUCCACUCCUGGUUGUGCCUGAGCGAGGAGGAGCCCGAGCCACCGGUGAGGCCGAAGAGGAGGCAGCUCUACAGCUUCUUCACAGCCGGCGGGACGGGCUUCGAGGCGUUCUUCACCGCCGGCGGUGUGUUGGUGGUGGCCGUCUGCACCAAGAAGGACUACAUGACGGUGGCAUUGCCGGAGUUUGCCUUCAACGACUCGGCUUGGCACUGCGUUGACAUUGUCCACAUCGCUGGCCGACGGCCCUUUGGCCAGAACAUCGUCAGCAUCUACGCUGAUGGGCACUUGCGGAAGACGGCGCAGCUCCGCUUUCCGUCCCUCCACGAGUCCUUCACCUCCUGCUGCAUCGGCUCUGCACGCCACCGGACUCACACCACCAGACCAAACGUCACAUCACCGUUUGCGCUAGAAGGUGACUUGGUGGAGCUCAGCAGCAAGCUUUUGCUGUACUACACCCCACAGGCCUGCAGGAACAACAUCUGCCUGGACCUCUCUCCCAGCCAUGGCUUGGACGGGAGGCUGACGGGACACAAGGUGGUCAACUGGGACAUAAAGGACGUGGUCAACUGCGUGGGUGGGAUGGGCGUGCUGCUACCCCUGCUCGAGCAAGUGGUUUCCAAGAAGGAGGAGCCCGAGGAUGAGCAGGAGACCAAUGACCUGGUGGGGCCAGAGCUGACAUCCUCCAGGAACGCCCAGGGCAUGCUCAUCCCGCUGGGCAAGUCCUCAGAGAGCAGGCUGGAGAGGAACAGCGUGGCCGCCUUCCUGCUGCUGGUGAAGAACUUCAUCCAGAACCACCCAGUGAACCAGGAGAGCCUGGUACAGUGCCACGGGCCGGCCAUCAUUGGGGCGCUGCUGCAGAAGGUCUCCAGUCCGCUGCUGGACAUGAGCACGCUGAUGGCCUCACAGAUCCUCAUGGAGCAGGUGGGCUCCGAGGGCAGCGGGCUCUUGCUGCACCUCCUCUACCAGCAUCUCCUCUUCGACUUCCGCAUCUGGAGCAACAGCGACUUCGCCGUCCGCUUAGGUCACAUCCAGUAUCUGGCCAACGUCGUCAAGGACCACAAGCAGCGCGUCCGCAAGAAGUACGGGGUGCAGUACAUCCUCGACUCCAUCCGGACGUACUAUGGCACCUCCAGGGAGAAGACCACAGCCACCGAUGACAUCAAGACGGUGCAGACGUCCCUCUUCAGUCUGGUGAAGGAUUUCUUCUGCAGGAGCUUCUCCGGGGAGGAGAUGCAGAGCUUGCUGAGCUACGUGGCCGGGGCACAGGACGAGCAGCAGGUCUGCGGGGCACUGGAGGUGAUCCACAGCCUGCUGAAGGGCUCACCUGCCCAGGAGCAGCUCUUUGCCUUCCUCUUUGAGCCAGGCCACGUGGAGGUCCUCUUCUCGCUACUGGUGCAGAAGAAGUUCUCGGAUGAAGUGCGGGAGAGGGUCUUCAAGGUCCUCUACAAGAUGCUGAAGUACGAGAAGGUCCCUGAGCGCAGCAAGAACCGCCUGAAGCUGAAGGACAUCGGGUACCAGGGGCUGAUCGCCUGCCUCAGCGACGUCCCCAGCUCCAUGCUGCUCUUCCGCUGCCUCUCGGAGCAGGUCCUCGGGGCAGACCCUCCCAACUACAAGGACCUGGUGGCCGUGGUUUACCUGUCCCACCGGGCCGAGCUGACCGUCCGGCUAGAUAUCUGCCGCAAGCUCUUCCACUUGAUCUACGCGCAGCAGGACAUGGUGAAGCAGCUGGCGAGGUUGGCCGGCUGGCAGGACACGCUCACCAAGCUCUACGUCAAGGAGUCCUACGAGACACGCUCACCAAGCUCUACGUCAAGGAGUCCUACGAGUCCCGUCAGCACAGCCUGAGCAACGCGGGCAACGGGGGCUGCCUGGAGCUCCUCCUCCUCUCGGACACUCCCAGCAAAGAGCGGUGAUGGUCCUCCCUUUGAUGGUGUCUAUCACCCACUCUCACCCUUCUCCACCUCACCCUUUGACCUGGGGCUUGACCUGGCCAGCACCUGCUCCAGUGACACAGCCGAGAGUGGCACGCAGACCCCCACCAGCGGCCCUGGCACCCCCUCACCCCUGGAGAGCUUCAAGCCCUUCCCGGGGAUGCGAGCACGCAAGAGCUCCAGCCUCUCCAACGUCCUGGAUGAGAGCAGCUACCAGGAUGCUCUGCCCAGUGACAAUGUCUCCAACACCAGCAACCCCCAGCAAACGCCUGAGGAGGAGCUGUGCAACCUCUUGACCAACAUCAUCUUCUCGGUGACCUGGCGCGGGGUGGAGGGCUGGGAUGACGCAGCGUGGAGGGAGCGCGGGCAGGUCUUCUCCGUCCUCACCAAGCUGGGGAUGGCGUGUGAGCUGGUGCGGCCCCCUGAUGAGAUCAAGCGCAGCCUGCUGGAGAUGAUGUUGGAAUCGGCGCUGACGGACCUGAAGGAGUCGGGGCCGGCCACCCUGCCCGGUCUCACCCACAACGCCCUCAAGCUGCUGCGGCUGCUCCAGGACUUCUUGUUCUCCGAGGGACACAACAACCAGGCUCUGUGGAGCGAGAAGAUCUACGAGGGGGUGAGCAGUCUGCUGGACAAGCUCGGCGUCUGGUACCACCUGGCCAACGGCACCUCCGACCUCAAGGAGAUGGCCCAGACGGGUCUACGCGUCCUCGUGGGCUACAUCAUGCUGCAAGACCCCCAGCUACACUCGCUGGCGUACGUGAAGCUCCACAGCCUGCUGCAGACCGCCUCGGCCCCCAAAAAGGACGAGGCUUGCUACCUGCUGGCCAGGCUGGAGACCCCGCUGCGACGCUCGCUGGACGCCAAGUCGGAGACCUUCUCCUGGUUGGUGCCCAUCGUCCGCACUCUCAUGGACCAGUGCUACGAGACCCUGCAGCUGCAGGUCUUCCUGCCCUCACUGCCCCCCACCAACGGCAGCCCAACCUUCUACGAGGACUUCCAGCUCUUCUGCACCACCCCAGAGUGGAGGGGCUUCAUCGAGAAGCACGUGCAGCCCACCAUGGCCCAGUUUGAGAUGGACACCUUCGCCAAGAGCCACGACCACAUGUCCAAUUUCUGGAACGCCUGCUACGAUGCCAUGAUGAGCAGCUCCCAGCGACGGGAGCAGGAGAAGGCGGCCAGCCGCAAGAUGUUCCAGGAGCUGGUGCUGGAGCCGGCGGCGAAGCGCUGCAAAGCAGAAAACGCCCGGCACGCCAACGUGCUCAAGCAGGCCAACAACCACCACAGCACCGUGCUGAAGCAGUGGCGGUCCCUGUGCCGCCUCCUCACCUCACCCCGCUCCGCCUGGGCUGACCGGAACCCACCGGAGGUUCGCUGGAAGCUGUCGAGCGCCGAGACCUACUCCCGGAUGAGGCUGAAGCUGGUGCCCAACCUGAAUUUUGACCAACACUUGGAGGCCAGCGCGCUACGGGACAACUUGGGAGCCGACCACCUUCACAACCCCGCCGAGUCCCUGCCACUCGCCAUGGCCAAGGAGGCCAAGGUGAGCGAGCUGGAAGAUGACCAACUGGCCGAGGAGGACCUCCCCGUCCUGGACAACCAGGCUGAGCCUAAGGAGCAAAACCAGCGGGAGAAGCUGGUGGUCUCAGAGGACUGCGAGCUCAUCACGACGGUGGCGGUUGUCCCCGGCCGCUUGGAGGUCACAACCCAGCACGUCUACUUCUACGACGGCAGCAGCGAGAAGGAGGAGACAGAGGGAGGGAUCGGCUACGACUUCAAGCGCCCCUUGUCCCACCUGCGCGAGGUCCACCUGCGCCGCUACAACCUACGCCGCUCUGCACUUGAGCUCUUCUUCAUCGACCAGGCCAACUACUUCCUCAACUUCAAAAAAAAGGUGAGGAACAAGGUAUACUCCUGCAUCCUUGGCCUGCGUCCCACCAACCAGAUCUACUUCGGCAGCCGGUCACCCCAGGAGCUGCUGAAAGCCUCAGGGCUCACCCAGAAAUGGGUCCUGCGGGAGAUCUCCAACUUCGAGUACCUCAUGCAGCUGAACACGAUUGCAGGACGCACCUACAAUGACCUCUCCCCUCCUUACGUCUCGGAGACCCUCGACCUCACCGACCCAGCCGUGUUUCGGGACCUGUCCAAGCCCAUCGGGGUGGCCAACGAGCGGCACGCCCGGGACGUGAAGGAGAAGUACGAGAGCUUCGAGGACCCCACGGGCACCGUGGACAAGUUCCACUACGGCACACACUACUCCAACGCGGCGGGCGUCAUGCACUACCUGAUCCGCACCGAGCCCUUCACCACCCUCCACAUCCAGCUGCAGAGCGGCAGGUUUGACUGCUCGGACCGGCAGUUCCACUCGGUGCCAGCAGCGUGGCAAGCCCGCAUGGAGAACCCCGUAGACGUCAAGGAGCUCAUCCCCGAGUUCUUCUACUUCCCUGAGUUCCUGGAGAACCAGAACGGCUUCGACCUGGGCUGUCUGCAGCUCUCCAACGAGAAGGUGGGCGACGUGGUGCUGCCCCGGUGGGCGCGCUCCCGCGAGGACUUCAUCUACCAGCACCGCAAAGCCCUGGAGUCAGAGUACGUCUCAGCCCACCUCCAUGAGUGGAUCGACCUCAUUUUUGGGUACAAGCAACGAGGCCCGGCCGCCGUGGAGGCCCUCAACGUCUUCUACUACUGCACAUAUGAGGGGGCCGUGGACCUGGACGCCAUCGCUGAUGAGACGCAGAGGAAAGCUCUGGAGGGCAUCAUCAGCAACUUUGGGCAGACGCCCUGCCAGCUGCUCAAGGAACCCCAGCCCGCCCGGCUGUCGGCAGAGAGCGCUGCCCGGAGGCUGGCCCGCCUCGACACCCGCUCACCCAACGUCUUCGAGAACCUGGACCAGCUGAAGUCCUUCUUCGUGGAGGGCAUCAGUGAUGGGGUGGCUCUGGUGCAAGCAGUGGUCCCCAAGAACCAGGCGCACUCCUUCAUCACUCAGGGAUCACCCGACGUCCUGGUCACCGUGAGUGCCAACGGCUUGUUGGGCACCCACAACUGGUUACCCUACGACAAGAACAUCUCCAACUACUUCAGCUUCACCAAAGACCCCACCGUCUCCAACGCAAAGACCCAGCGCUUCCUGCAGGGCCCCUUCGCCCCCGGCGCGGACCUCUGCUCCCGCACGCUGGCCGUGUCCCCCGACGGGAAGCUGCUCUUCAGCGGGGGGCAUUGGGACAACAGCCUCCGCGUCACCUCGCUGGCCAAAGGGAAGGUCGUUGGGCAGAUCACCCGGCACAUAGAUGUUGUCACCUGCCUGGCGCUUGACCUCUGCGGCAUCUACCUCAUUUCUGGGUCGCGAGACACCACCUGCAUGGUGUGGCAGGGGCCACAGCAGGGUGGGUUCUCCAGCGGCUUGGCUCCCAAACCUGUCCAGGUCCUAUACGGCCACGACGCUGAGGUGACAUGCGUGGCCAUCAGCACCGAGCUGGACAUGGCGGUGUCGGGGUCCAAGGAUGGCACCAUCAUCAUCCACACCAUCCGCCGGGGUCUCUUCAUCCGGUCCCUGCGGCCGCCCGGCGAGAGCUCUCCACCCGCUGUCCUCUCCCACCUGGCCGUGGGGCUGGAAGGGCUGGUGGCCGCCCAGACCACCGUGGGUCAGCGAGCCUGCUCCAAGGAGAGGUUUGCGCUGCACCUCUACUCGGUGAACGGGAAGCACCUCUCCUCCGUCCCCCUGGACGAGGAGGUGACGGCCAUGUGCCUGACGGAGGAGUUCGUGGUGCUGGGGACCACGCAGUGCGGGCUGGAGAUCCGUGACCUCCAGAGCCUCAGGGCGGCCAUGUCCCCCGUGCCCAUGCGGGUGCCCGUCCACAGCGUGUCCAUCACCAAGGAGAAGAGUCACAUCUUGGUGGGGUUGGAGGAUGGCAAGCUCAUCGUGGUGGGGGCUGGGCAGCCCGCUGAGGUCCGACCCGGCCAGUUCCACCGGCGGCUGUGGCGUUCCACGCGACGCAUCUCCCAGGUCUCGGCCGGCGAGACGGAGUACAACCCCGCCGAGGGCAGGACCUAG
This is a messenger RNA of Opisthocomus hoazin, 6447 nucleotides long. NCBI's taxonomy places the organism in Eukaryota, Metazoa, Chordata, Aves, Opisthocomiformes, Opisthocomidae. The record is from RefSeq and is a predicted model, not a curated record.